This is a messenger RNA of Punica granatum (pomegranate), 1091 nucleotides long. The record is from RefSeq and is a predicted model, not a curated record. NCBI's taxonomy places the organism in Eukaryota, Viridiplantae, Streptophyta, Magnoliopsida, Myrtales, Lythraceae.
GCUCUGCUCAGCCAUCUCUAAUUGCCAUUUUACCAUAUAUAGCUCUCCCUUCCUUCUUCAAUUCGAGUGAUUAAUCUGAUCGAAGGUCAAUCCUCAGAGACGAAAAUGGUUACUCUGCGUUUUGUGACCGGUGUUUUUGGAAACAUUACGGCCCUAAUCCUGUACUUGUCCCCAAUGAUAACAGUCAGGAGGAUCAUCAAAAGCAAGAGCACAGAACAAUUUUCAUGUGUUCCAUAUGCAAUGUCUUUGCUCAACUGCCUCCUAUACACCUGGUAUAGUCUUCCUUUUGUAUCCCCCAACAACCUUCUCGUAACCACUAUCACUAGCACCGGGUCGACAAUCGAGUUCAUAUAUGUGUUGAUCUUCCUUAUAUAUGCACCGAAGAAGGAGAAGCUUAAGAUUUUGGGCCUCCUUGCGUUUGUUCUCACGGUGAUCACAAUGGUUGCCCUAAUUUCCCUCCUUGCGUUGCAUGGGAAGCCGAGGAUGAUCCUGUGUGGUAUUGCUACCACCAUUUUCAACAUUAUCAUGUAUGCUUCACCUUUAUCGGUCGCGAGGAUGGUGAUUAAGACAAAGAGCGUAGAGUAUAUGCCAUUUUGCCUGUCUCUCUUCAUGUUCAUAUGCGGUGCCUCAUGGUUCCUCUUUGGCAUCCUCGGAGCUGACCCUUACGUUUAUGUGCCCAAUGGGCUUGGGGGUUUGCUGGGCAUGAUGCAACUGAUCUUGUACGCGGUUUACCGCAACAAAAAAGUCGAGCCCAAGAAGGCUAUAGAUGAUGAUUUUGUGGUCGAGAUGAACCCCGUGGACCCUGAAAAAGCCUACCCAAAGCCGCAUCAAGGUUCGACUUAAGUGAUUGGUUUGAAAAUGACUGAUUGUGCUGAAGCUGUGAUGAAGAUUUGCAGACUAUAAAUAUGAGAAGGGCAGGGUAAAGGCCGUCCGAGCAGUUGCUUGAGGCCCCCAAAAUAUUAGGCCCCAUAUCUUAUUCCUAUAGCUAAGAAUUUACAUAAUUAUAUGCACUUGUGUAAAUAAACAUGUAUUGCACGUGAGAACUCAUCUUCCGUUGAGAAUGAAAUAAAAUAAUUUAUAAUUUUAAGUAA